AUGUUGAGAGUCGCAGGAUUUGUCGGAGUUGCGCUAGCAAGGACUACAACGGAGGACUGUCUAGUUCCGCCGAUAAUAGAAAAUUUCAAUGCGGAAGCGUUUUCGGGCAUUUGGUGGAAUCUUGCGGGGUAUCCAGAGCGAUAUUUGCCAAAUGAGCCAGACGGAUCGGACGGAAAAUGCAUCGAGCUUUUCUACGAUUUCGACGCCGAAAAGUCCCGCAUCGACGUGAAUAACACUUCGAUCAACCCAACAAAAGACGGGCUCUGGGCGAAAACAUGGACAACUGGCUAUGCGUAUCAAGAUUUUGAACGAACAGCGCCCAACUUGCUAUUUGUCGAUUUUAUUGAUGAAUACACGCCCGAAGACGCACCGUAUUAUCCAAAUUACUGGGUCCUUGACACUGACUAUGACGAGUACGCCGCUGGAAUGAACUGUUAUCGCCUAAAUGCGACUCAUACAAACACUCAGUUCUGGAUUCUUGGGCGAGAACCUUCUUUUGUCGAGUCGAAGAAAUUCGAGACGAUUGUGCUGAAGGCGGAGGAUGAAUGGAACAUGUGCCCGGAAGAUUUCGUGUUCAGAUACAAUUAUGACUGCGAAUAUGAUUUUGUGGCUGGAAAUCCAACUGGCCCGAAGAAAAUUGCAAGAAGUCCAAGAAAAUAA
Molecule: messenger RNA, 660 nt
Organism: Oikopleura dioica
Lineage: Eukaryota; Metazoa; Chordata; Appendicularia; Copelata; Oikopleuridae
Source: the annotation of a GenBank genome assembly